This is a messenger RNA of Cryptomeria japonica (Japanese cedar), 474 nucleotides long. Its product is annotated as probable WRKY transcription factor 43. Gene Ontology annotation, biological process: regulation of DNA-templated transcription. Bases 1 to 474 code for a protein of 157 amino acids. The transcript is spliced from 2 exons. Gene Ontology annotation, molecular function: DNA-binding transcription factor activity; sequence-specific DNA binding. NCBI's taxonomy places the organism in Eukaryota, Viridiplantae, Streptophyta, Pinopsida, Cupressales, Cupressaceae. The record is from RefSeq and is a predicted model, not a curated record.
AUGGAGUUAAAUUCAGCUGACCCAACUCAGAGUAAUAACAAUACUCAGCCCAAAGCAGUCAUGGAGUUAAAUUCAGCUGACCCAACUCAGAGUAAUAACAAUACUCAGCCCAAAGCAGUCAUGGAGUUAAAUUCAGCUGACCCAACUCAGAGUGAUAACAAUACUCAGCCCAACAUAAUAACUCUGAAAACAAGGAGCGAGACGGACAUUCUAGAUGAUGGAUACCGGUGGAAGAAAUAUGGUCAGAAACAAAUAAAAAAUAGUCAUUAUCAGAGGCAUUAUUUCAAAUGUGAAGUUAAAGGAUGUGUGGUGAAGAAGAAAAUCCAGAGGUGUGACGAUGAUUCUCAGUUCGUUCUGACAACAUAUGAAGGGAUUCAUAACCACCCAUCUCAUGAUAUUCAGUCUUUUCUUUUACGAAAUUCCUAUGAUUUGAGAACUCAGUUCCAUCAAGCUCCUGCAAAUACCUUCCAAUAG